AUGGGAAACACUGAAUUUAUAGCUGUGCUCAUUCAACACUAUCUAGAGUUAUUAUGGAAGAAAAAUGAUGAUGAGCAAACUAUAUUUCAUGUAGCUGUCACAUACUGUGAUGAAGGUAUCUGCAAUCUUCUGCAUGAGAUCGGCUCAAUGAAGGAUAUGAUAACUCCUCUCAAGGACAAGGAAGGAAACAAUAUGUUGCAUUUAGUUAGGGAAACCGAAAUAAAUCGACUUCAAGAUGUUUCAGAAGUUUUUCAAAUGCAAUAUGGACUACUAUGGUUCAAGGAAGUAGAAGUUAAUGAUGGAGCGCAUAGAAGAAUCUACUCUCUGCAAAUGAGAAGUGGAUGGUGGUUGCGACACUCAUAGUUUCUUUGUUUUUUCCAAGGACAAGUUUGCGAGACUUCAAUAUGAUAUUCUAAUGGAUGUUUAUCGCUGAUCACUUGUUUUUAAUGUAAAAGUGUCAUUUCAAGAAAAAGAAUAAAUGUAUUUUAUAAGCAUUGAUGCAUGAUGGAUUCAAGGAAAGCACAAAUUAUUUUGCCUGUCGUAUUUUUUUGGAAGCUUAAAUGUAUAUAUGCGUGCAUACAUGUAUUUUCAUUGGUGGGAUUUUAGUUGUAAAUUGCUUCACAAAUAUGUUGUAAUGACUGACGAUCGUCUCUUUCUUUUGUUGAUUUGGAUAAUGGAUUGAAAAAUCGGU
This is a messenger RNA of Lactuca saligna, 691 nucleotides long. NCBI's taxonomy places the organism in Eukaryota, Viridiplantae, Streptophyta, Magnoliopsida, Asterales, Asteraceae. The record is from the annotation of a GenBank genome assembly.